UCGUCUGUACCGUAGGAGAAAUAAACCUCCCAGAUUACCCAGCAGACGAAGGGACAGACGUGCUCACUGCACUGCUCGCUUUGUUUAUCUUCAUUGAUUCUGUUUCUUGUGAUGUUCCAACAGUUACUUCAAUACUAUGUCACUCGAAGAACUUACCGCCAAUCUUUUAGAGGCCAGCCAGCACGAAGAGUCUGGGGACUUGCUGGUUCUAUUACAACAGAUGCAGGAGGCUGCUUCACUCCCAGGGGAUAAGAGUUGUCUCAUCGGCCCAGUCGUGAAGCUGCUUCCGUCCCACAAUUUGGAAGUGAAGCGAAGAGUUUACACAACAUUGCAGAAGCUAUGUGAAAAUCAUCCUGAUGCAGCCUUGCUGGCAGCUAAUUGUGUUAUUCGAGAUUGCCGUGACCCAAACCCCGAGGUUAAGUGUUUGGGGGUGUGGGGAAUCAGUGUGCUGCCUCCUCUUCUCCCACUUUACGCUACUGAUGUACUUGCUGUGGCAUUGGGAGAUUCCCACCCACGCGUCCGAAGAACUGCAGUUGUUUCGUGUGGGCGAGUCUUCAGCGAUGCUCCAGGUCUUCUAGAGGGAAAGGGCUUUGUUAACAGGCUUUAUGAAUGCAUACGGGAUGAGGAUACACUAGUAGUUGUUCAAGCGCUUCUUGUGCUCGAUAAGGCACUAGCUCAAGAGGGUGGUGUGGUUGUCAAUAGGAAACUUGCUCAGUAUCUGCUCUUGCGUUUGCCUCACUUUCAACCUCCACAGCUAGCCACAGUGCUCCAAGUGUUGCGAAAGUAUGCCCCCAAGACAGAUACAGAAUUGUUCACCCAACUUAGCCUCUUAGACCCCUAUUUGGCCCAUAAGGAGAGUGCUGCAGUUGUAGUAAAUUGUGCCCAACUCUUUGUGCAACUUAUCGAAAAGGGAUAUCCUCACUUAGAAAAGGAUGUUAUUGCUAGAUCUGUACCUGCUCUUACAACCUUCCUGGGAUCAUCUGAUGUUCAUGCCCAAGGUUAUGUUUUAGAAUUCUUACAAUGGACUGAAAACCGUGAAAUGGAUUGGCUUGCACCGUUUAGCAAAUCCUGGAGUCUUUUCUGCCCACCAAGGCUGUCUAACAGUUUAAAAUCUGGAAUAAAUGCUCCAGAUUUCACUGGCCAGAACCCUCUUCUUCACAAGAAACUGUUGCUCUUGCCACGGGUUUGCUCUGCUGACAAUGCAUCAGAAGUUCUUCUCACGUUAGAGGAGACCACUUGGGAUCGGUCAGAUGUUCUUCUGUGCCGGGCACAUCUUGACUGCAUUGUCAGUCUUGUAGUUGAGUUACCACAGCCAGCAUCCUCUCAGGCACUGAGGCUUCUCAUUCGGUUCAUUGAGUCCAAGGAAGCUAUCAUUGUAGGAAACGCUCUUCAAGCCCUGGAGCGUCUUGAUGUGAAAAGGUUGCCUGCUGAAGAAGUUUCUUCACUAUUGGUUGCACUUGUUAGUUCUCUGGACAUAUUUAAAGAUAAAUCUGCUGAAGAGAGCACUCAGUUUACUCCCGUGCAGCCCCCAGCUAUUCUACCAGAGUUACUAUCUGAGAGGAGAGAGACCAUAUCUCCACAAGCUGCUGUACAUGUUGUGCAAGCGUUAGUGGCUCAUUUACCUGAAAUCAUAGAUAUGCACCACUAUACUUUUGCCUCUCAGAUACUACGCAGCACAAUAUGCCUGUUUAUUCAGGAGCCUGCUAGUUUCCAGUAUAGUCUUGGGAGGGCAUUGCAUAUUUGUGUAGAGUGUGGGAAAACCACAAGCCUUAAUGAUUCAGAUCACUAUUUAGCAGUACUUCAACUGAGCAAACAGGCCCUGUGGUAUUAUCAACUGCUCAAGUGUGACCCAUCAGCAGCUCUUGCCAAGAGGGCCUUGGGUGUUGUUAAAUAAAAUACUGAAAUGCUCUCUCAUUUCAUCAUGAAUGCUAAACUUGUGUUUACCUAAUGCAAAGAAACUAUUUUUGUACAUUUAUGUAAUUGUUCAUGACAUUCAGGUCAGGGUUUCAGAUUUUUUUAAAAGCUGUGAUGUGUCUGUGAUUGUAAAUACUGAUGUUAAAAGAAUAAUAACCCAGUUAUGUUUCCUAUCUUUAAUUGAAAUAAACUUAAUAAUAGAAGCAAA
This is a messenger RNA of Thrips palmi, 2122 nucleotides long. RefSeq names its product AP-4 complex subunit beta-1-like. Gene Ontology annotation, cellular component: membrane coat. Gene Ontology annotation, biological process: vesicle-mediated transport; intracellular protein transport. The transcript is spliced from 7 exons. The record is from RefSeq and is a predicted model, not a curated record. NCBI's taxonomy places the organism in Eukaryota, Metazoa, Arthropoda, Insecta, Thysanoptera, Thripidae. Bases 137 to 1894 code for a protein of 585 amino acids.